Molecule: messenger RNA, 1257 nt
Organism: Scedosporium apiospermum
Lineage: Eukaryota; Fungi; Ascomycota; Sordariomycetes; Microascales; Microascaceae
Exons: 2
Coding region: 1-1257 (418 amino acids)
Molecular function (GO): zinc ion binding
Source: RefSeq, a predicted model, not a curated record
AUGUUUCCCCGCAGCAAUCGCCCGAGACUCAUCAGUCAACAGACAACCAGCAACGAACAACCUCUUCAACCACCAGCUUCGGCAGCCCGCGAACCGGAACCCGUCGAAAACCAACCUGUGCCAUCUACCCCCGACCCCAACCGAGUGAGACAAUACGGCUACUACGAGGACACGCAUUGGUAUUGCAACUGUAAACCCCUCACCAGAGCAGUCUUCCGUCACACCAAGAAAGCGGGUCGCAAUCAGGGCCGUUGCUUCUGGGGGUGUCGUCAUAUCGAAAACGGUUGCGGGUUCUUCCUCUGGCUUGAGGACGCGGAGGAGAGACAGGCGGCGUUCGUCCCAAACAGCGAGAUGUCCGCGAAAAAGCGCGGCCAGGAAAGCCUUCACAAGUACUUCGAGAUCCGUCCCAGGGAUGGUGAGUCGCCGCAGCCGCCGGAGACACCUACUCGACGACCACCCAGCGAAGGCGAAACCGGGGAUAGUCUCGCCUCAGUGGAUAGCCUUGGUGAGCCUGAAGGUGAUCUGGAAGAAGUGCAGCUAGUGGAGAGGCCAUCUACACCACCGCCCCGUGAGCCCCGACCCCAACCCGAGAUGCCGAUGACUCCGGUAACGGCGCCGGUCCCCAUCACGCCUCACAGCAAGAGAAGACGCGAUGAGGCGCUCGAAGAUGAAGACUAUCUAUCAGAGCUAUCUCCCGAAGAAGAGAAGGAGCUCAUCACUCUCGCUGAUAGCGCCACUCGCCGAUCCAACAUGUCACCGCCACGCAGACCGACCACGCCUACCCCCGUUCGAACCCGCCCAGUCGCCAACCCCCCUACGCCCCAGACCGAGCAUAGACACGCCAACCCCAGCGCCAGUACCGCCGGCUCCCUGGCGGCAAAACGCCAGAGGGUCCUUGGAGCCUCGUCCGCAGCCGCCUCUAGCUCUCGUUUCCAGGCCCCGCCCCGCUUCAAUAAUCCCACGGCCCCUGCCCAAAACACGGAUGACUUUCUCUCGGCGAACGACGCGACCGAGAUUGCCGACCUCAUGGCGCUUCUCGAGGCGCACAACUCUCCGCCGGAAGUCUGCCAGGCGGUGCGCACCUCACUAAACAGGUUCGCCGCGAGGACCGCGUCAGCCAACAACAGUAGGGACUUACUUCGCGCGGGAAUGGAAAGGAGCCAGGAGAGGAUCGCGGCGCUGCAGGCGAGGGUGGCUGAUUUGGAGAAUACACACGCGACCUUGAGGGGGCUGCUUGCUGUGGUUAGGGACACGUGA